Messenger RNA from Pogona vitticeps (central bearded dragon), 2264 nucleotides. The record is from RefSeq and is a predicted model, not a curated record. NCBI's taxonomy places the organism in Eukaryota, Metazoa, Chordata, Lepidosauria, Squamata, Agamidae.
CGCUAGAAAGUGUGCCAUUUGAGGGAAAUUGAGGGAAAGAGGCUCAAUUUAAAGCAAACAGGAUGGAAGGUUUAGGGGCUUAAGCUGGAAAAAUGUGGUAACGCCUCAGGUCCUGCCCCAAGAAACACACAAAACCACAUUUUACACAAACCACUUCCCGUCUCUUCCGUUUUUCUUACAUCCGUACUUAUAGUUUGUGGAAGCGCUCUGAAAAAUCAGAUCACAGCUGAGAACUAGAGUCAAUGCACGAUUCAAUAACAUGGAGGGAGGCUGCUGCAAGUGAUGACAGAGCUGCAGAGAAACUGAAAUUUCAGGAAAACAGGAGAAGACAUGAGAAGAUGAGUCAUUCCCUUGAAGUCUUUGCACUCAGACUAGUUAUGACCUGCCUACUAUGGAAGGAGGUGCGAGGUCAGUCCGAUGCGUAUAUCCUCGAUGCCCCGAAUGUGGUCACAGUACAGGAAGGACUCUGUGUCAUAAUUCCCUGUACCUUUGCAUAUCCAGCAUCGCCCGAAAGUAGCCCCUCUGAAUUAUAUGGGUACUGGUAUGCGACAGGCAGCCGAAGCUACAGAGACCCAUCUGUGGCCACCAAUGAUGAGAAGAAAGAAGUAGCAGACUAUACCCGGCAUCGUUUUCAUCUUUCUGAAGGACUGGAACAAGGAGAUUGUUCGCUCAUCAUAACGGAGGCCCGAAAGGGUGACGAAAGGCCUUAUUUUUUCAGAAUGGAGAAAGGCAGAAUAAAAUAUAGUUACGUUAUGACCCAGCCAUCUCUGAGAGUCACAAAAGCAGUCGACCAAGAGAAACACGCAGUGCUGUCUCUGUGUCCAAGCACUGCCAUUCCUCUCUUUUUGAGCCUCCUCUUGAUCAAAGUCUUGUUUUGCUUCUUGUUCUUCUUUUUGACCUUUUGGCAUUUCAAUGGGAGGACCGCACUGCUCCACAAAAGAAUUGCAAAGGGUCGGCAGCUGGAUCUCCUGCAUCUCUUUUGCCCAGGCCUCAGACUUUGCAGUUGGGAGACCAUGCAAGGUGAGAAAAGUUGUCAGCUUGAGAGCCCUUCCUUGAAGGCUGGAGAUUUUGUCUCCUCUCCAGCGAAAGUGACAGCCCUGGUCUUCCUCCUGCUUUGCAAAGGGGUGCUGACUCAGAGAAUGAACUAUACAAUCACUGUGCCCAAGACAGUCCACGUGCCACGGGGCUUCUGUGUCCAUGUCCCCUGCAAAUUCACCACCCCUGAGAGAUACAAGGCCAGCGCUGAGCCCAUGUACGGCUAUUGGUUUCGGAUCAUGAGAAGGCGCUACUAUCUGAUAUGGACCAACCUUUGGGUGCUAGGCUACCUUAUGGCCACCAACGAUGGAAGACAGAAGGCUCAAGAGACCCAUAUGAAGUUGACGGGGGACCCAGCCCUUGGCGACUGUUCCUUCAGCAUCAUUGAUGCAGGGUUGGAUGAUUGGGGCUGGUACUACUUCCGAAUUGAUAAAGGAGAGCAAUACAGAUAUGCUUUCCUUUCCACCCGCCAUGAUGGCCAUAUCCAUCCUCACAUUGUCUUGACAGAUCUGCCAACCCCGACAAUCCAGAGGCCCCCUGAGAUCAUCUGGGGGCAGCCAGCUACAUUCAUCUGUGAAGUACCAAAUGUCUGCUCAGAUAACCGUGCGCGACUCCUCUGGCCUGUUGAGUCCAACAGUUUCAGCAAGGAUCCGUGGAGCAAAGAACACAGCCAAUGGACCUGGACCUAUGGGGUGAAUGUCACCUUCAUACCCUCCCUAGCGGAUGAGGGCAAAGUCCUCACUUGCCAGCUUGAGUACCCUGCUAAGGGGAAACUUCUCCAGGAUUCCACCCGCCUUGACUUGGGCUAUAAACCGGAGCCCAUCAAUGCAUUUCAAAACACCAAAUGUUCACUAAAGGGCCAUGUCCUUGUCUGUGUCUGUUCCUUCCAUUCCUGGCCCCCACCCCAGAUCCUGUGGAACGUGGAUGGGAAGAAUCUUACAGAAAACAGCACCUCAGAACCCCUGCAGGUCAUUUCCUGGACCAAAGGAAAUGAAGUCUACAGCACUCUGAACUGGACAGGAGGCCACGUUCAGGACAAUAACCACUCCAUCACCUGUAUAGGAGCCAAUAAUUUUGGACACCGUAUCAUCGACAUGUUCCCUAAGCUCUCCAAGAAAACAAAGUCUCCUUUCCAUUUGUCUCUUGCGAUGAUUUCUGGGAUCAUUGUUGGGUCCCUCCUUGCACUGACAGGUACCGGGAUCCUCCUCAGAUUCUUCAUGGGUGAGUAA